Messenger RNA from Xylaria bambusicola, 2778 nucleotides. RefSeq lists its product as uncharacterized. The transcript has 2 exons. Gene Ontology annotation, biological process: endonucleolytic cleavage of tricistronic rRNA transcript (SSU-rRNA, 5.8S rRNA, LSU-rRNA); ribosome biogenesis; maturation of SSU-rRNA from tricistronic rRNA transcript (SSU-rRNA, 5.8S rRNA, LSU-rRNA). NCBI's taxonomy places the organism in Eukaryota, Fungi, Ascomycota, Sordariomycetes, Xylariales, Xylariaceae. Gene Ontology annotation, cellular component: nucleus; preribosome, small subunit precursor. Bases 251 to 2677 code for a protein of 808 amino acids. The record is from RefSeq and is a predicted model, not a curated record. Gene Ontology annotation, molecular function: U3 snoRNA binding; GTPase activity; GTP binding.
CGCCCACACAAAAAAACUAUGCCCCUCUAUCUCUAAUCGAUACCCAUAGCGGACAUUAGACCCCUCCAACAUUUUUAUGUGCCAAUAUCUGUAACAUAUGAUUUGCAAAAUAUCAUUCUGAAUCAUUGUCGCCGGUGACUCACGAAGGAUUUGGGAAGCGGAAACCCAGCCAAUAAUACACAUUAUAUGAAAUUUACUCUUCAAUCUGGCUUCGCUACCCUUUCGAUUUAAAGCGGGUGGCGACGGCAAGAUGCCUUCGGCCACACACUCCCACCGGCCAACCACUAAAGUUGUGCAUAAGGCCUUCAAAUCGAAGAAGGCUACGAAAGGCGCCCUUCGCGAUCAAUCCAAAGGCAAGGUACCUAACGAAAGGCGAAAGACUCCCCACCAACAAGUCAUGUCCAAAAUCGAUCGACGAAACCAGGCCAAGCAGCGCCAACUUACCAAGCAUAAAGAGCACCAGAAGGAGGCUUCUAUAUUCAUGGGUCGAGAUGGCGCCCCAAGAAUUGUUGCUGUUGUCCCUCUAUGUGCCGAUGGCGAUGCCCUCGCCGCUAUCCAAAACCUCAAUGGUAGUCUAGAUAUCGAGUGUGAUGUCUCCACCUCCACAUUUCGCGUCCCGGUCGACCGCUUCAAACAAAAAUUACAAUAUGUGCCAGUCAAGAGAGACCUCUCGGUCUGUAUGGAUGCUGCUCGAGUCGCCGACUUCAUUGUCUUUAUAUUGUCUGCUGAGACCGAAGUUGACUCCUUGGGAGAGCUAAUCAUUCGAAGCAUCGAAAACCAGGGUAUGUCGACAUUGUACACCGUGGUCCAGAACCUCGAUAAGGUCGAGCCCGCAAAAGCCAGGCCCGAUGUCGUCAAAUCGUUAGCCUCCUUCAUGACACAUUUCCAUCCUGGCCAGGACAAAGUCUACAGUCUUGACUCCAGGCAAGAAUGCUCUAACCUGAUGAGGUCCCUUUGCAGCACAAUGCCGAAGGGAGUUAACUGGAGAGACCAACGAUCAUGGAUGCUUGUAGACAGCGUACGGUGGGCAUCCGCUGAAGGAGAGUCUACUGUACUCACAGGUGUCGUCCGUGGAAAGGGGCUGAAAGCUGACCGAUUAGUGCACGUGGGCGAAUGGGGCACUUUUCAAAUAGAAAAGAUCACAGCAGCUCCUAUAUCGAAUAGAAAACGAAAAGACGAGGGUAUGGCUGUGGACGACGCGGAAGAAGAAAAGUUACUGGAGACGCCAGAUGAAGAUCUGGAUGAUCUAGCCGAGUUAGCUCCUGAAGAAGCUGUCAUGAACGAUAUUGACGAUGGAUAUGAUAUGGAAUCCAAAGCCCCGACAGCUCAAAAGGGUGUUUUACUCGAUGACCAUCAUUAUUUCUCGGAAGAAGAGCCUGAGAGAUAUGAGGUGCCUAAAAAAUUACCUAAGGGAACAUCCGCUUACCAAGCAAAGUGGAUUUUAGAUGACGCCUCAGACUCUGGAUCAGAGUUUGACGAAGAAAUGCAAGACAUGCAGGAUGAAACGGUCCCAGCCAGGCCAGAAGAUGGUGUGGAAGGUCUCGCUGGCCGUGAACCUACUGAGGCGGCCAUGUCUGAGUAUCCUCAAUCUGAGGCUUUUGUGGAGCCAAAUGAGGACGAGGAUGCGCAGCAACUCUCUGCGUACCGGGAUCGCAAACGCGACGAAGUAGAAGAAGACAAAGAAUUUCCUGAUGAGAUUGAAUUACAUCCACAUGUGCUCGCCCGCGAAAGGCUAGCCAAAUACAGAGGUCUCAAGAGUCUGAGAACAAGUCCUUGGAAUAAGGAGGAAGAUCUACCAUAUCAGCCUGAAGAUUGGGCUAGACUUUUACAAAUUCAGGACUAUCAAUCUUCGAGAAACCGAGCGCUUCGCGAAGCUUUGAUUGGCGGUGUUGCUCCUGGAACCCGAGUCAAUGUUUAUCUUAAGGGUGUGCCUGCAACCGUACAGGAGACCUAUAACCCCUCGCACCCAGUUACUCUCUUCAGUCUCCUCAGGCAUGAGAACAAGAAGACAGUAGUGAACUUUGACAUUGCGCACAAAGAUGACUACGAAAAAUCAAUCAAGGCGAAAGAAGAACUCAUUGUGCAGUGUGGUCCUCGGAGAUUCGUCAUCAACCCUCUAUUCUCCAACAGUGGAAGCACCGAAAAUGAUGUUCACAAAUACAGCCGUUUUCUUCACCCAGGAGAUGCUGCAAUUGCGACUUUCAUGGGUCCCGUCACUUGGGGCUCUGUCCCUACGCUGUUCUUCAAGCGGCUGACUCCAAAGUAUAGCGAUGGCCCAGCAGCUCUCCCUCUCCAGCUAGUUGCCACAGGCACCUCUCGUGCGCCAUCCACCUCCCGGGUGGUUGCUAAGCGUGCAAUCUUGACUGGUCACCCUUACCAUAUGCACAAGAAGGUCUGUACUAUCAGAUGGAUGUUUUUCAACAAGGAAGAUGUCGAAUGGUUUAAAGCUCUCCCACUUUGGACAAGAAGGGGUAGGAGUGGUUAUAUCAAGGAGACGCUAGGUACUCACGGUUACUUCAAGGCUAACUUUGACGGCAAAAUCAACCCUCAAGAUUCAAUUGGUGUCAGUCUAUACAAGCGUAUGUGGCCACGGAGUGCCACACCGUUCACUGGACCUUUAUUAGAAGGGGGUGAGGCUGUUGGACAAAGUGAUGCGAUGGAUGAAGAUGUCCAAUAGAGGUUUACAUGAUCUGGCGUUCCGGGUAUAUAGUUUUGAUGAGUUAUGAAUGGUCACAUGGCAAACAGCCAACAAUUUCAAGUUUACUUUUUGCAUAUGAA